AUGGUUCGCGCGUCCCAAUCCACAACCUUUUCGGCCUCUGCGUACUUUGACGACAGAGGUUCCAACGGUGUUGCACAGCCAAUCACGGAAAGAAUCAACCCACAUUCGAGACCGAUAGUGUCGUACUACUUCCCAAAGGGUGUCGGCGAACACCAUUAUGGGGACCGUCAUCCGAUGAAACCUCAUCGGUUAACCUUGACCAACGAGCUCGUGCUGGGUUACGGCCUAGAUAAACAGAUACACAAUAUAUAUAACCCCCCGCGAGCCUCCCGAGAAGAACUCUUGGGAUAUCACGAUCCAGAUUAUAUUGAUUUUCUGUCAAGAGUGACUCCGCAGAAUCAGAACCAGAAUAAUAUGAAGCACCUCAUAGAAAAUCACAACUGCACAGAGGAUUGCCCGAUAUUUGCGGAGAUGUACGACUUCUGUCGUAUGUAUGCCGGUUCCUCGCUAGCCGCUGCGAGAAAACUCUGCGCAGGCACGACGGACAUCGCCAUAAACUGGUCAGGAGGACUGCACCAUGCUAAACGAGGCGAGGCGAGUGGCUUUUGCUACGUUAAUGACAUCGUGCUUGCCAUUUUGGAGAUCCUGAAGUAUCACCCCAGGGUUCUGUACAUCGAUAUCGACAUUCACCACGGAGACGGUGUUGAACUAGCGUUCUACCACACGAACCGCGUCAUGACGCUCUCGUUCCACAAGUACAACGGUGACUUCUUCCCAGCCACCGGGAAACUGGACGACAACGGAGCUGAACUGGGGAAAUACUUCGCGCUCAACGUGCCCCUAUCUGACGGCAUUACCGACGAAAUGUAUCUGGAAAUAUUUAAGACGGUUGUCGACGACACCGUCACGGCUUUUCGACCUAGCGUCAUUGUCCUGCAAUGCGGUGCAGAUUCUCUGGGCUGCGACCGUCUCGGCGCGUUCAACUUGUCGAUAGCUGCCCACGGCGAGUGCGUCAACUUUGUGCGCAAGUACAACGUCCCAUUGCUGGUUCUGGGCGGCGGCGGAUACAACAUCAAAAACGUCAGCCGGUGCUGGACGUACGAGACCUCUGUCCUCGUCGGCGCGGAGAUUCCCGACGAGUUGCCGCGCACGGUAUACGACUCGUUCUUCCGCGACUCGCAGUGGAAGCUGCACCCGCCGCUCACUGGUCGAGUGGACAACAUGAACACGCCGCAAUCGCUGCAGAAGAUAAUCAUCAGCAUACGAAACAAGCUGCGGUAUAUACAGGGCGCGCCGAGCGUGCAGAUGCAGGAGCUGCCGCCGGAUCUGGAGAACUGGCUGAAGGAAGAGGCGGAGCGGAACGAAGAGUUGAAGAGCACCGCGUUCCCGGCCGACAUGCGCAGCGAGCGGACGACGGCGAGGAAUGAGUACUACGACGGCGAGAACGACGUGGACCAGGAUGCGGAGCCGGCUUUGGCAGCACGGGGACGCGGAGUGGCCGCAGUGAAACGAGGGAGGGCGGUUAGGAGAGGUCGUGGCAGGGGACGGCCAUCGACUGUCAAACCCAAUUAUGUCAACCGUGAAGAAGGAGAAGAGGAUACAGAAGGGUCCACACCGGUGCCUGCUGCAAAGACUAGGGGAAGACCGCGAGGACGAGCGAGGGGGAGAGGCCGUGGUAGAGGUAGAACGCGGACCAAGGCCAGUGUGCAAGAUGAGGCGGAAGGGGACGAGGAAGGUGCAGAUGCAGCUGUUGAUGCUGACCAAACGGCGGCGGACGAUGCGGAUGUGGUCAUGGAGGACGCACUAGAUCCAGAUACGUCUCUGCUGACAUCGGAGUCUAUGUCGGCGGAUGUCAAUCAAGCAGGUUGA
Molecule: messenger RNA, 1809 nt
Organism: Punctularia strigosozonata HHB-11173 SS5
Lineage: Eukaryota; Fungi; Basidiomycota; Agaricomycetes; Corticiales; Punctulariaceae
Exons: 5
Coding region: 1-1809 (602 amino acids)
Molecular function (GO): histone deacetylase activity
Source: RefSeq, a predicted model, not a curated record